AUGCCGUCUUCGCAAUCCCUAGCCCGCACCAGCACAUCAUCAUACUACAGACCCGCGAUCACCACCGAUUACGCUGGAUUAUACUUAUCAACACCCUCUAUUUGCACGAUCAAAUCAAUGAAAAAGAGACAUUCACCCAAGUACGAACACAGAGUGCCGCUGGCCACGUGUUUUGAACUUCCUUUGUGCGAUAGAGGAAAACGCACGGCACACAGCCUCCAUGCCCAGGAUCCUAGCAGUGUUGGCAUUUCGCUACCAAGACAACCACUGUGAUUUACCGAUUGGAUAUGACACCUUCCGACAGCAGCUUUUGUGGACGCAUAACAUGGUUUGGAUUCCUGCACACGUGUAUGCUCAGUCGUAUCGUAGACGUGUGGAUUGAUACUCAAGUGAUGGUGUGAGCAGUAGUAGGUAAAGUCCAUGUGUAUUGUUACGUGAAUGCUGAUUGGCAUACAUGUCUUUGUAAGCUCGUUCCAUUGGUUUCUUGGAGAGUCAUCAAUGGUCUUGGCGGCGACGAGUAUCUGCUUAUCUCGUAUAUACUGUGGAGCAGUGCUUGGU
Periconia digitata is the source of this 558-nucleotide messenger RNA. The record is from the annotation of a GenBank genome assembly. Lineage: Eukaryota; Fungi; Ascomycota; Dothideomycetes; Pleosporales; Periconiaceae.